Fomitiporia mediterranea MF3/22 is the source of this 1203-nucleotide messenger RNA. RefSeq names its product tyrosine tRNA ligase. Gene Ontology annotation, molecular function: ATP binding; tyrosine-tRNA ligase activity. Gene Ontology annotation, biological process: tyrosyl-tRNA aminoacylation. The record is from RefSeq and is a predicted model, not a curated record. The transcript has 6 exons. NCBI's taxonomy places the organism in Eukaryota, Fungi, Basidiomycota, Agaricomycetes, Hymenochaetales, Hymenochaetaceae. The coding region runs from base 1 to 1203 and encodes 400 amino acids.
AUGUCAGCAAACGCGACACCAGAAGAGCGUUACGAGCUCAUCACGCGACGGCUGCAGGAAGUCCUUGGUGGCGAGACGAUCAAGGCUAUCUUGGCUGAGGGACGACAUCCGAAAUGUUACUGGGGUACGGCACCGACUGGUCGACCACAUAUUGGAUACUUCGUCCCGUUGACAAAAAUCGCUGAUUUCCUUCGCGCGGGCGUCGAGAUGACCAUCCUCUAUGCAGAUGUGCACGCAUUCCUUGACAACCUCAAAGCACCUCUCGAACUCGUCGCCCAUCGUACCAAAUACUACCAACACGUCCUCCUCGCAGUCUUCAAAACUCUCGGUAUACCCACCUCUAAACUACGUCUCGUCGAAGGCUCGUCCUACCAACUCAGCCGAGAAUAUAGCAUGGAUAACUAUAGAUUAGCGUCGAUUGUGACGGAGCAUGAUGCGAAGAAGGCGGGUGCGGAAGUUGUGAAGCAAGUGGAGAGCCCAUUGUUGAGUGGGCUGUUGUAUCCUGGAAUGCAAGCUUUGGAUGAACAGUAUUUGGGGUGUGAUUUUCAAUUUGGUGGUGUAGACCAGCGAAAAAUCUUCACCUUCGCCGAACUCUACCUCCCCCGACUCGGCUACGCCAAACGUGCCCAUCUCAUGAACGCAAUGGUACCCGGUCUCGCAGGCGGGAAGAUGUCUUCCUCAGACCCAAACAGCAAAAUCGACUUCCUCGACCCACCAGCAACAAUCAAGAAGAAAAUCAAACUAGCGUUUUGCGAACCAGGGAACGCUACAGACAACGGACUCCUCGCGUUCGUUAAAGCCGUGCUUAUACCCAUCAGUCAACUCCGACUUGAACGUCUCUCCGGGAACGAAGAAGUAUUAGAGCCCGGACUGGGAGACCAAACACCGUUUGCGAGUGAGGGUGCACCGCAGGGAACGGUGUUUAGCGUUGAGAGAUCUGAGAAGUAUGGUGGAAAUGUACAUUAUCGGACAUACGAGGAGCUGGAGAAGGAUUUUGCGGAUCAGGUUAUACAUCCUGGAGAUUUGAAGGGUGCAGUGAGCGAGGCGAUUGUGAAGCUGCUUACGCCGAUACAGGAGUUGUAUGCACAGGAUAAAGAGUGGCAGGAGAUCACGGCGUUGGCGUAUCCAGAUCCGAAUGCGAAGAAGGAAGUUAAGAAGAAGGUAAGGAGUUACGAUUUUCCUUCUGUUUUACUUAUCUAUUGA